GCCAUGGCGAGCGGCGGGGCGGCGGGGCCCGGGCCCGGGGUCCCGCGGGAGCCGUGCAGCGUGUGGGCGGGCUGCUCGUGGCGCUGCGUGCCGCCGGACGGCCUGGCGCGGGCGCUCUGCCUGCAGCGGGGCGCGGGCGGCGGCGAGGCCAGCUGCCGGGCCGUGCUGGUGGAGAGGCGGGCGGGCGGCGAGGGCGACCCGGCCUGCGUGCUGCAGCUGGAGUGCCGGCCGGCCGGCGCCGCCGGGAUGGUGGCCGUGGGCGUCCUGAGCGAGGCCCGCACCAUGGAGCUGUACGUGGGCGAGGAGUACUGCGGGACCGGCCGCGGGGAGAGGCAGGCGGCCGCGGGGGAAACUGAAAAGGUUACUUUAUACAAGAAGUACCUUAAGUUUGAGUGCCCUGCAACCUCCUGUAGAAUUAAGCUGCUUUCCAUCGGGGAUAAACAACGAGUGCUCAUCAGUAAAAUAAUUGUGCAAGUGAAACCAGUGUCUGCAAAACUAACAGCUGAUGUGCCUGCACUAGGCUCAAGCAUAGAUCUGGACAGAGUGCAAACUAUAAUGGACUCCAUGGGAUCCAGGUUGUCUCCAGGUGCUCAGCAGCUCAUGGACAUGGUCCGAUGUCAGCAGAAAAACAGUUUACCUCUUGGAGACAAACUUAACUGGAUCUUUGGGAAAAAUUCAGACUUUGGAGGUGGCCCUGCAGUAGAUGGGUUGCAGAGUGCAGCUGUUCAGACACGGCCAGAUCAACCAGCCAGGGAACCUUUGCCUGUUCAGAAUGAUGCAACGAGUGAAACAGCGUGUGAAGACUUAAAAACAAGGAGUGAUCUGAGCACACAGGUACCUGAAAGAGGGAAUGCUUUGGAAUCUGACAGACUGAGUCUCCACCCAAACCCAUCUGACCUCAGGAGUUAUUUGAAAGUCAUGGGAUCCUUGCACGUGCAGGCACAAGCCAGUGAACCCCCAAGUGUAGCUCAUCCACAGGUGCUUCUUCCUUUUCUCCACAACUUGUGCAGUCAGGUGAAUCAUCUCAGGCUGAAAGAUGGUGAAAGGCAGUUUGGCAAAAGUGCAGUGGCUAAAGAGGAAAGCAUCCACUGUGUUGGAGUAGAACAGCAGCCUAUUUGCUCCUAUUUGGAAAAGAUAAUCUCCAAAAAUAUGGAUCUGAUGGAGAAAAAACUAAUGGACUAUAUUGAUCAUCAAAUCCAGACUCUUCAGACACAUAUAGAUAAUAAAAUGGUUCUCCUGAUGGACUUGAUUCAGAACUCAAAGCCAAACAAAAUUUCACAAGCUCACUGUGAUUCUAAUGAGGGGCUCUCUAAUGGAGAGAGGUAGAUGUGUAUAGAUAUGUAAGUACUUUAAGGGCAAUUACACUUUACAGAGCUCAGUAUUUAUGGAGUAAUAACUGUAAAGAAACCUCAGUGUUGUUAAUUUGCAUUUUGUUACUGUAAUUCUAUCCACUAUUGUACACAGUUGUUAGUUUUUAUCAAGGAUCUUAAGAAUGUGUGGGUUUUUUGCUAAAUAUAAGACUUUUGUAUGCCCUUUGUGGGUUAUUUAUGUAAAAAGCAUUGCUAAAAGCUGUAUGAAACACUUUCCCAGUUUCAGUUUGGACAAUAGAGAAGUACUCUAAAUAAACUGAGUUACAGCUUAUUUUUUUACCUGCA
Molecule: messenger RNA, 1655 nt
Organism: Apus apus (common swift)
Lineage: Eukaryota; Metazoa; Chordata; Aves; Apodiformes; Apodidae
Gene: C4H10orf88
Product: chromosome 4 C10orf88 homolog
Exons: 6
Coding region: 4-1326 (440 amino acids)
Source: RefSeq, a predicted model, not a curated record